Neofelis nebulosa (Clouded leopard) is the source of this 951-nucleotide messenger RNA. RefSeq names its product olfactory receptor 5AC1-like. Gene Ontology annotation, molecular function: olfactory receptor activity; odorant binding; G protein-coupled receptor activity. The coding region runs from base 1 to 951 and encodes 316 amino acids. Gene Ontology annotation, biological process: sensory perception of smell; G protein-coupled receptor signaling pathway. The record is from RefSeq and is a predicted model, not a curated record. Gene Ontology annotation, cellular component: membrane. Lineage: Eukaryota; Metazoa; Chordata; Mammalia; Carnivora; Felidae. The transcript has a single exon.
AUGAUGGAGGCAAACAAGACGCAGGUGAUGCAGUUUGUUCUCACAGGACUGACAGAUCGUCCAGGGAUGCAGGUUCCCCUGUUCCUGGCGUUCUUGAUCAUCUAUCUCACCACCAUGGUGGGCAACCUCGGACUGAUUUUCCUCAUCUGGAAGGACCCUCAUCUUCACACUCCCAUGUACUUAUUCCUUGGCAGUUUGGCCUUUGCAGAUGCUUGUUCCUCAUCCUCUGUGACUCCCAGGAUGUUUGUCAGCAUCUUAGACAAAAGUCAAAUGAUAUCCCUCUUUGAGUGCAUGGCCCAGUAUUAUUUUUUUGGUUCCAGUGCCACCACAGAGUGUUUCCUCUUGGUAGUGAUGGCCUAUGACCGCUACGCAGCCAUAUGCAACCCCUUGCUUUAUCCAGUGGUGAUGUCCAACCGACUCUGUACCUGGUUGAUAAGUGUGUCAUAUGCGAUUGGUUUUCUGCAUCCUGUCAUUCAUGUGGGAUUAUUAUUUAGAUUAACCUUCUGCAGGUCCAAUAUAAUACCUCAUUUCUAUUGUGAAAUUUUGUCACUAUAUACAAUUUCUUGCACUGACCCAUCUCUUAAUGCGUUGGUGAUUUUUAUUUUUGCUGCUUGUAUACAAGCUUUUACUUUUACGACCAUCAUGGUGUCUUAUACCCGUGUCCUCUUUGCCAUCCUGAGAAAGAAGUCUGAGAAGGGCAGGAGCAAAGCCUUCUCCACGUGCAGCGCCCACCUGCUCUCUGUCUCUUUGUUCUAUGGCACUCUCUUCUUCAUGUAUGUGCGUCCUGGGUCUGGGCCAGAUCAAUAUCAGGAUAAAAUGUAUUCAUUGUUCUACACGGUUAUAAUCCCUCUGCUAAACCCCUUUAUUUAUAGCCUAAGAAACAAGGAAGUUUUAGGUGCACUGAGAAAAGUGAUAAAGAAAUAUUUGGGGAAAGCUUUCAUUAUUCCUUAA